GCUCGGAUAAAGCCUUGUUGAAUAAUUCCCACAGUUAUCGUUUUUGCUCUUUAAGGGCUUAAAUUUUGUUUAUGGAAAGGAAAAGAGUAUUAUACUUUUUAUUUGUAAAUUCUAAACCAUCCUCUUUUCAGUUUCAGUCCUCCAAUUUGAGACGUUAACCCGUAUCAUACAUAUGUUUGAGCUCCUGCGUUUGAAGGCUUGAAAUUUCUGGGAAUCUAGGACGAAAAGUCGGAUUGCUAUAUUACAACCAUCAGAUUCAGUAAUUCAGUAGAAGGGUUAAUAUGGAAGGAGAGAAACCGAUAAAAGUCUCUUUGGUCGCUCCUCUGACCUUCUUCCUCGUCGUCGUCUUCCAGUUGCUAUCCAAGUGGCUUGACCAAUUGAAGAAGAAAGGGUCGAGGAACACCAAGGAAGCAGAGCUGCGAUCCGAAAUUAAGCAGCUUUUGAAAGAGGCCAGUGCAUUGUCUCAGCCGGCCACGUUUGCGCAAGCGGCAAAACUUAGGAGGUCGGCAGCUACUAAAGAGAAAGAACUUGCACAAUAUUUGGAGCAGCAUAACAAAGAAAGUAAACUGUCAUACGAUCGGUAUGGAAAGAUUUUGCUUGCUUCAAAGGUUGUGGUAUACCUGAUCUUAGUAUUUUGGUUCUGGAGGACUCCAAUUGCCAUUAUAGCUAAGCAGCUUGUUCAACCGUUUGGGAAUUUGUUAUCUUGGGGAACAGGAGGUCGCUUGACAGGCCAUGUGAUGGUUGGAAUCAUACCGUGGCUAAUACUCUCAACCAGAGUAAGCAAAUAUGUGAGUAGGUUCGUGGAGUUCUAAUUGGAUUUUAAAUAGCCUUUUAGGAGACCCUUGUGGCAGAAUUGUGCCUUUUCUCCUCAUCUUCCCUUGACAAUUUCUUUGUACAUUAUAUGAAUCUUAUUCUCCGGUUUGUGUUGGAAUUUUACCAAUAACAGUUAA
Eutrema salsugineum is the source of this 950-nucleotide messenger RNA. RefSeq lists its product as uncharacterized. Gene Ontology annotation, biological process: tail-anchored membrane protein insertion into ER membrane. The coding region runs from base 282 to 812 and encodes 176 amino acids. The record is from RefSeq and is a predicted model, not a curated record. NCBI's taxonomy places the organism in Eukaryota, Viridiplantae, Streptophyta, Magnoliopsida, Brassicales, Brassicaceae. The transcript has 8 exons.